AUGAGUCCGGCAAGGUUGGUUAUCAGGAGCCGAUCACUUUGGCAUGUAUCGAGCACGCCAAUUCUUUGCCUUGCUUUGCUUGCUGUCAUGGGCCCUUUGACGCAGGUCCGCUACGACAGGAGCAACUGCACAGAGGAUAUGCGGAUCAAGUUUAUGACCGAUGGUAUACUUCUGCGGGAGGUCCAGGCUGACUUCCUUUGUCGAAAGUACACUGCAAUCGUAAUCGAUGAGGCUCAUGAAAGAGGUGUCAACUGCGACAUAUUGAUCGGCCUCCUUUCCCGGGCAGUUCAUCAACGCCGCAAGGCCUUUCAGGAGGCUGUUGCCGCUGGGCGUUUCAACAAGGACCCAGGUACGGCACGAAGCGCAGAUGAACCACCGCCACCUUUGAAGUUGGUGAUCAUGUCCGCGACCUUGAGGCUCUGUGAUUUCACGGAGAAUCAGCAGCUUUUUCCAGUCCCACCGCCCGUGCUUCGCAUUGAUGCACGAACCUUUCCGGUGACGGUGCAUUUUGAACGACGAACUGAAGAGGAUUACAUCAAGGCUGCACACCGAUCAGUAUGGAAGAUACACAAAGACCUGCCUCCAGGGAGCAUUUUGGUGUUCGUCACAGGAAGGCAGGAAGUUCAUCGUUUGUGCAGGAUGCUGCAACAGACGCAGCUCCUCACGUUCAACAGCGGUAAGGCACUUGAGGAAGCAGCGGCAGAGGUUGCAGAGCAGGAGGGCAAGACAGCAGAUUUGGACUUAGAAGCCUCCGAUGAUGAGGGAAACCUGUCGGAGCCGGAGUUGGAAGAAGGGAAUGAAGGCAAGAUAGGUGACGCUGGCAGGCUGAAAAAGAAGCUGAAGGGUAAGCGCAAAAAGAAAGCGUUGGACACGUCUGGAGAUGUGAAGGUGGAAGGUGUGGCCGAUAGCAUCAAACCAGGUGCAAAGCGAAAGCGAACGAACGAGAAGGAAGAGGCCACCCAAGACAUUCCGGAUGAGAUGCCGGAGCUCUCCUUUGCGGUGGGUGAAGAAGACGUCGUGGUGUUGGAGGGAGAGGCCGCCACAGCUGCCGAGGAUGCAAAAGACAUUGAGCUUCGCAACCAGAGAAAGGUAAGAAUGUCCAGGCUGGAUAAAUCGAGGACAGCGGGGGGUGUCUUCAAAGGUGUAGGCUUUGGAGAGGGGCAAAUGCGGGUUUUGCCACUCUAUGCUCAGUUAUCUGCAACGAAGCAGCUGGAGCCCUUCAAGCAUCCACCGGAGAACCAACGAGUGGUCGUCAUAUCAACGAAUGUGGCGGAAACAUCGGUUACACUUCCGAAUGUGCGCUAUGUGGUGGACUGCGGGCGUGAGAAGCGCCGCCGGUAUAAGGCUUCUUCUGGUGCCUCAGCAUUUGCCAUUGACAGGAUUUCAAAGGCAUCCGCAGACCAACGAGCUGGUCGGGCCGGCCGACUGGGCCCAGGACACUCAUAUCGCUGGCCACCAAGCAAACAAGUCCUGAGUCUGUCUAAAAGGGAUGUCUAG
Durusdinium trenchii is the source of this 1497-nucleotide messenger RNA. The record is from the annotation of a GenBank genome assembly. Lineage: Eukaryota; Dinophyceae; Suessiales; Symbiodiniaceae.